AUGCCGCAAAAAAGAAAGGCAUCGACUAUUGCGUCGGCCAAGAUUGCGGAGGAUGCAGCUACUAAGGGUGGUAGUUCAAGAAAACGCAAGUCCGAUGCCUCUCUAAAGGACAGUAGCACCAACGGCAACGGAAACACUCACGAACAAGAACAUCAGCAUACUCCCAAUAACGAUGAAAUCGUUAUUGAAGAAUCAUCGUCAAAUAACAUUGACAACAUUUCCGACUCGGAUGCGCCACCGGACAAACGUAGGAAGAAGGAUGAAGAAAUCGAAUCCCAUCAAAACAACGGUAAUAUUAAUGGGCAUACCCCUAUUGAUGCUGCUGAUGCUACCGAUGCUACCGAUACUGCGGCAAUAGACCUCAAACGAGACGACAUGUCGUUUGUUCUUGCAUCCCAACAAAGUCAGGACCAAAUGUCUAUUGACGACUUCAUUAAACAACCCGAAAACGAAAGUGAACAUGUCUCCUCUGCUCCAAACGAAACCGAACCCAGUAUUGACGAUCACGUGACAAACGGGGCGCAUGGUCAAGAAAGUAGCGACAACAAUUUGUCUUUCGAUAAUGAACACCAUUCUCAAGAAAAUAAGAGGGAGCUUGAUAAUAGAAUGUCGAAGAAUGUCUUUGAAAAAGGACAUAUUGUUUUCCUUUACAGACCGAAGAUCGGAGUUGAACAUCCGGAGAGUGUCGAUGAUGUACAACGAUUGUACAUCAUUCUCAUACCACAUUUUGUUCGUCCGUCCCUAGAGGACGAACCAAUUCCAAGCUUAGCCCAUCUAAUUUCCCACGAUAAACAGGUGGAAGAAGGGAAACCAAAAUUAGGAAAACCCCGAUCAAUUAUUAUCGGCAAGAAGCAGCUUCCCGAAAUUACUAAACAUGAACGAUUUUGGGCUUUCGUUGACGAGCCAUUUGAUAAUUUGAAUGAUAUCAAAGAAUUUGUUCGUGGUCAAGAAUACACUCCUGGACAAAAUUUGUCUUGUAGGCUGUUGGGGCGAGGAGUCUAUAAUAUAGUUGAGCACAGAGAACAAUCACAUUUGGUAUAUGUUCUUGAGUUCCCAGAAGAGCCAACUAAAAUUCAUGAAGGUUUCAAAAUUGUUAAAGAAGGUUCUUAUGUAAUAUCCGUUAAAAACCCUGAAAUAAAGAACCCUCCCCAAAUUGGUCUACCCGAUUACGAGCAAGUUAAAUUUCCUUCUCAUUUAGAAGAACAAUUCCGAGGAAGGCGUUUUAUGCCCUUGACAUCAACUGAAUUUCUGGACUAUAAAGGCUGCGAAUUUUUGCUAAUUGGUGCUAGUGAUGAUAUUGUCGGAGAACUUGGCGAAGAGGUUGGAAAGGAACUCGAAGAUCUGGCCGAAUUGGAGAUAAAAUCUGUUGAACCGUUUGCUGAGAAAGAAAUCUUUGACGAGCUUCGUCUGGAAAAAGGAAUUAUCCCUACGGAGCCCGCUUUCCAUGGCAUGUGGAAAUAG
Acaulospora colombiana is the source of this 1461-nucleotide messenger RNA. Lineage: Eukaryota; Fungi; Glomeromycota; Glomeromycetes; Diversisporales; Acaulosporaceae. The record is from the annotation of a GenBank genome assembly.